This is a messenger RNA of Fibroporia radiculosa, 672 nucleotides long. RefSeq lists its product as uncharacterized. The transcript is spliced from 5 exons. Bases 1 to 672 code for a protein of 223 amino acids. Lineage: Eukaryota; Fungi; Basidiomycota; Agaricomycetes; Polyporales; Fibroporiaceae. The record is from RefSeq and is a predicted model, not a curated record. Gene Ontology annotation, molecular function: S-adenosylmethionine-dependent methyltransferase activity.
AUGUCUCUCUUACCAAGUCCCGAGCAAGAACGCCUCCGCGAGAUUAUCGCACAAGACCCCCUCGCCGGAUGGGACCAGGCUUGGCAGAAGAAAGUGACGCCAUGGGAUGCAGGGCAGUCGCAGCCUCCCCUGCGCGAUCUGCUCGCUUCCGGAGAGCUGAACCUGCCUAAAUCUGGACGUGCUCUGGUUCCAGGCUGUGGCCGGGGGUAUGACACCAUCCUCAUCGCAUCGACACUCGGGCUGGAAACUAUAGGGCUGGACAUAUCUCCGUCUGCUGUUGCUGCUGCAAACGCUCUUGCAGAAUCUUCCGAUCUCCCCUCUGGCAUCAAGAUCACUAUAUCGACCGACGAUUUCUUCACGUUUACAACAUCAGAAGAAGAGCGGUUUGAUCUGGUGUAUGACUACACGUUUUUUGUCGCCAUCCCGCCUGCACGGCGCCCAGAGUGGGGGCAGCAAAUGCGCCAGCUCAUCAAGCCCGGUGGUUAUCUAAUCACACUUGUAUUCCCUCUUGACGAUCAGCCCGAGGGUGUCGGCCCCCCGUUUUUCGUUUUACCAGAUCACUAUGCUGUGGCUCUCGGAGACGGAUGGGGGAAAGUAGUCGACAAAGUACCCGCUGUCAGCCUCGAGAGUCAUAAGGACAGAGAACGUAUAGUUGUGUAUAGACGUUCUUGA